Molecule: messenger RNA, 589 nt
Organism: Marmota flaviventris (yellow-bellied marmot)
Lineage: Eukaryota; Metazoa; Chordata; Mammalia; Rodentia; Sciuridae
Source: RefSeq, a predicted model, not a curated record
UCAGAGGUCCAGAGCCAGCAUCAUGAAGUGGUUGCAUCUCCAGCUGCUGCUGCUCCUCGGCGGGGUGGUCCUCCCAGUGUCGGGGAAAUUGAAAGACAGAGUUCAUUUUGAAAUUGAAUUUCUGGAUUACCUUUUAUCAAAACCAAAAAUAAAAUCCUGUCCCAAGACCCCUACUGCCACACAGUGUGGGACCCCCUGCAAGAUACACCUGGAGUGCCCUAUUGACCAUCUUUGCUGCGUCGCCGUCUGUGGAAAAGUCUGCAUGCAAGUUGAAGACAUGGAGAACGAAAAUCUGGGAUAGAAGAUCAGCAACAUGGUUUAGGGCUGAACACGAAGUGCUGAGCCCUAAACCACGGCCAAGUCCCUGUCCUUGCGCUCACACGCCACAGGAACGAAGGGAUCCGACUUCAGGACUGAAGCCAGAAGACCUGGGAACUGGCUGGCUCGCUCUGGAGGCUACAAGUGGAUGAUGACGUCUGGGAUGUAGCCUUCUGAAUCACCUCUUUAAAAGUCCCCUGCUCCCCCCCAACAGAGUCACAGCCUCUGGGACCGGAGUCCCCUGUUUCUCCUCUGCAUGCAAAGCAAUAAA